Rhipicephalus sanguineus (brown dog tick) is the source of this 2044-nucleotide messenger RNA. Its product is annotated as acetylcholinesterase-like. Gene Ontology annotation, cellular component: plasma membrane. The coding region runs from base 156 to 1793 and encodes 545 amino acids. Gene Ontology annotation, biological process: choline metabolic process; acetylcholine catabolic process. The transcript is spliced from 3 exons. NCBI's taxonomy places the organism in Eukaryota, Metazoa, Arthropoda, Arachnida, Ixodida, Ixodidae. Gene Ontology annotation, molecular function: acetylcholinesterase activity. The record is from RefSeq and is a predicted model, not a curated record.
UGCGGGAGCCAAGCGAUGAGUGAAGUAGGUUGCGCAAAUGUUUUUAGCUGCCCUCCGUGCAUGCAGCUGGCAGGUAUCUUGAAGCGCUAUUUGGCCGCCAACUCUGUCUAGGUUGAACAGCAUGUGCUGUGUUUGUGCCUCAUACUUGUUCUCAGAUGCAAAACAAGCGACUUCGUUCAGUGAAACGCUCUGUCAAGAACCCGCACGCCGCAAUGGAGUUGGCAGUGCUGCCACUCCUUCUCUCGCUGGCCAGCUGUGCGAGCUGUGUUACCGUCUCCACGAACGAGGGCGCCCUUCAAGGCCGAACCACGAGAGUACUCGAUAAGGAGAUCCAAGUGUUUUUGGGCAUUCCAUACGCUAAACCACCAGUAGGAAAUCUGCGGUUCAAAAAACCGCAGGCUGCUGAGCCAUGGCAGGGAGUGUACGACGCAAGGCAAGCCCGGGAGUCCUGCGCGCAGCCUCCUUAUCCAGGGAUUUUCGACAUACCAACGGCGCUCUCCGAGGACUGUCUCUACCUGAACGUCUGGACACCGUUGGCUUCGACAUCGCAGGGGUCUCCCGUCUUAGUCUGGUUCCACGGUGGCAUGUUUCAAGUCGGUUCGGCUUACGAAGCAAGGUAUAACGGCUCCGCCUUGGCAGCACUCAAUGAAGUCGUGGUCGUCUCGUGCAACUUUCGCCUGUCUCUGCUGGGCUUUCUGGACCUGAAUCACACAACGAUUCCCGGUAACUUGGCUUUGUGGGACCAACGGGCUGCCCUGCAGUGGGUGCAGCGAAACAUACGGGCAUUCGGAGGGGACCCCGGUAGCGUCACUGUUUUCGGCGAAAGCUCGGGCGCCAUGUCGAUUCACGGCCACAUUUUGUCACCACACAGUAGCGGUCUUUUCCACAGGGUAUUCCUGAUGAGCGGGUCGAUGAGCAACGACGUCUGCAUGUACACCGUGUCCGAGACCAUCGCUGGCGUGAACAUUAUCUCGGAGGCCGUCGGCUGCGGCUCGUACGAAGGGGCAACCGAUCCUGGUGAACUGCUGGAUUGCCUUCGAGGCCGUCCGGCGCAAGACCUCUGCGCUGCUCAAUCGGAGGUUUUGCGACCGACGUACGAGAACGAGUUCAUACCGUGCCGACCUUCGUUUUCCAUGAAGGAAAGAUACUUCGAGAACUACGACGCGAUGGUCAGUGUCACGGCUAACGAGGGAGCUUUCGUUUUCCACUUUCAUCCUGACAAAGGGGUGCUUAAUGACGAUUUGAGUUCUUAUGAGUUGACAAACCUGAAAGAUUCUCUUAAAAUUCUUUUACGCCUCUUUGUUAGGAAUCGACACGCUUCCGCUGCCAUGAACUACAUUGACAACCUUCACUUUGAAAACAACGAUGAACUCAGAAACACGAUUGCAGACAUUCUGGGCAACCGGCUGUUCUACUGCCCCUCAAGAGUCUUCGCAGAAGAGUAUUCUGCCAAGGGCAACAACGUAUACGCUAUGGUUUUUGGGCACCGCUCGGAAAAAACGCGGCUCCCUAAGUGGUUUGGCGCUACGCAUCUGGAAGAAGUGCAGUUCGUGUUUGGCAUUCCUUUCUUGAACCUUGCGAACUACACUGACAAGGACAGGGAAUUCAGUGCACACGCUAUGGCAAUACUGGCGUCAUUCGCUCGAUCAGGAAAGCCUACUUUACCCGACGGUGAGGAAUUGCCCAAGUUCACAACCGAACAUCCGGAUUUUACGUGGCUUCAAGCAGGAAAUUACACCGUUGCCCAAGGUUUCGCCGCAGCUGCAUGCGACAUGUGGAAACAACCGCCCUGAAAACCUACGAAUACGUAGGCUACAUUGCGGCAGACGGAAUGUAAUAUGUCGUGGCGGAAACAGGAAGUAUUCAGCCCAUGUAUGGUAGACGUAGGUACUUAAGGGUACCUUGUUUUACUGCGAGUUUUACACAGGCAUUAUCUACGAGUCGUGCGUUUCUGCAUUUUAUAAUCACAGGUACACGACCAAGCGUAAGUGAAUCUAGUGAUAGCAAGACUUGCGUGGCGGUUUUCAUUCUUUAAGUGUGAACA